Neodiprion fabricii is the source of this 3257-nucleotide messenger RNA. Its product is annotated as Golgi to ER traffic protein 4 homolog. Lineage: Eukaryota; Metazoa; Arthropoda; Insecta; Hymenoptera; Diprionidae. Gene Ontology annotation, biological process: protein insertion into ER membrane. The record is from RefSeq and is a predicted model, not a curated record. Gene Ontology annotation, cellular component: BAT3 complex; cytosol. Gene Ontology annotation, molecular function: protein binding. The transcript has 6 exons. The coding region runs from base 47 to 1003 and encodes 318 amino acids.
ACUCGACUCGAGACUCAAUUGAAAAAAGUCCCUAACUAGCAUAAACAUGGCCUCCCGAGGCAGUCUCGGUGUUCUGAGAGUUUUAGCCAAAUUAGAAGCGUCUGUCAACUCCGGAAACUAUUAUGAAGCACAUCAGAUGUACAGGACUUUGCACUUUAGGUACCUUGGACAAAGAAAGUAUUCGGAAUUACUGGAAUUACUGUACAAUGGAUCAACGUUACUCCUACAACAUGAUCAGCAAGCAAGUGGCGCUGAUCUUGGUACAUUAUUUGUCGAUGCUCUAGUCAAGUCAGAAACUGAGCCAUCCCAAGUAUAUUUCGAAAAACUGACGAAUUUAUUCAGCUUGAUGAACCCUACAGCACCAGAAAGGGAAACGUUUCUUUUAGAAGCGCUAAGGUGGAGCUUAAAGGGGUCCGAUUAUAAAACAGGUCACCCUGAUUUUCAUCAGCGAAUAGCACAAGUAUUCUGGAAAGAGAAAAACUACAUAAUGGCCAGGCAACACUUUUUAUAUAGUAGUGAUGGAUCUGGUUGUGCUGCGAUGCUUGUUGAACUUCACGAAGAGCGUGGAUACUCGAGUGAAAUAGAUCUUUUCAUUGUGCAAGCCGUCUUACAGUACUUAUGUUUGAGAAAUAAAACCACAGCAGAAGAAGCGUUUCAUUCAUAUACUUUGAAACACCCAAAAAUAAAUAGUGGUCCACCGUACUUUCUGCCGUUGUUGAAUUUUUUAUUCUUCUUACUGAAAACCAUUGAAACUGGUAAGCUGGCCGCUUUCACAGUUUUGUGUGAGCAGUACCAGUUAAGCCUGAACAGAGACCCGCUCUAUAGACAAUACUUGGAUAAAAUAGGUCAAGUGUUCUUUAAUGUAUCACCGCCACGGGCACCCAGUCAAGGAUUAUUUGGUUCACUGUUACAAUCGUUUUUCAACGGUCUGGAAGAAGAAGAUUCAGACGAUGAUCAGCGAAAUGCUCCUACGACAUCGCACGUGGCACAAGAAUUAGACUAAUUGGAAAGGGAAUGUUUUUAAGCUUUGUAUGAGAUGAAUUAAGAGAGCUUACAGAGAUUUGAGAUGCCAUAAGGGUCUGCGGAAGUGGGUAUUCAUACAUAUACAUAUUAAAUCUAGCGUUAUGUAGCAGUUUAUUGUUCUCAUUUUUAGCAUUCUUCAUCCAUUCAAAUACUUAUAUAUAUUAGGGUGGUCCUUGUUUGGAAGUCGAUAAAAGUUUUGCUGCAACGCUCCGCAGACCUGUUCACAAUCAUUUUAAAAAAAUCUGUAAAUUUUCAAGCCACUGCAACUAAAACAACUUGAAAAUUAAGAAAGGAUACGUUUUUUUUACCUGAAUGGGAAAACCCAAACUCGCAGAGGCACGUGUAUCAGUAAUGUAACGGCUUGAAACUACACAAAUUUUUUAUAUGAUUUGGAACAGGUCUGGGGGGCAUUGCAAUGAAAAUAUUUCAGACCCCCAAAUAAGAACCCACUCUAAGAUAUAUAAAUAUAUAAUAAUAUACAUAGGUACAUAUUGAUGAACAUUCGAAGGGUUGUAAAAUGCCUACAUUUAGAGAUUUAUUUAUAUCUGAAUAUGCAUUCUUACGUAUUCAUCAUUGUACCUAUAUGGAUUAUAGAAGCAGUGUACAGAAUUUUAUUUAUUUUUGCGUAAAUUUCAAUUCUUCAAAAUAAUAAUAUAUAUAAAAAACAUAAAUUCAUGGUCGAUGCCCAUUCAGUUUGUAUGACUUUAUUUUACUUUAUUUUUCACCGUUUACGUUUCUAAUAACCUAUUGACAAACAUGUGAGAUUUUUAGGUUUUUUUUUAUACUAAACCGUGUGCUAACAAAUUAGCUUAUAAAUACGCGAAACUAAGCGAUUUAAAAUGAGAUAGUUAUUCUAAAACUCGAUAUUCCACAUUCAGGAGGCAAAGCAUAUAAUAUCUAAUGUGCCCUUUUUGAAAUCUGGCUCUAAAGAAAACUUAUAGUAAUAACCGUGUACAUUUUGGAAGUGAUACGAAUCGGUUUAAAGUGUUAUUUUGUAUACUCUAAAUAAUGUGAGAAAUAAAAGGAAAAAAUAUUUAGCAUAAUAAUUUUUUCUUAAAAAUAUAAACUGCACUAAUACCACAUGCGAUUAGUUAAAGUGAAGACACGUAACAAAACUGAAUAAUAUUCAUCUAUUAACGAAUAAUGUAAAGAAACGUCAAAAUCAAAGUACAAGGCUAGUUCACACAUCCGACGUCAGAAUAUUGACUAUUUUAGACAUUGUAUAUUAUUAUCAAUUUUAGUAAGCUGUAAGAUGUCAGACUAUGAGUCAACUUAAAUAAUGUACAAAAGUAAUAAUUAUUGCAGUACAUACCUUUCAAUGGCAAAUUUUUUUCAUCUCGCCUCUUAUUCAAUAUAGCAUGUAAUUUUAUGAAUACUUGACUGGUAUUGUGUAUAUAGAUUUUUAUUAGUGCGAACAAGGUCCACUUUACUUGUUCGACUUUUUCGAUUUACUUCCAAUCUUUUACUUCAUGAAAAUAAUUAGUCUUUUUUCUGAUCUAUCGAUUGCUGAUGCUGUUUCUGUCAUAUGAUAGGAUUUAAAAUUAUAUUAAUUUACGCAUUGAAAUGAAUCCGAUAUUUACGAGUUUGUAUUAACUUCUGGUUUAUCGAAAUAUUAACAAUUUUAGGGCGCAGUAGAAAAAUGCUUAAAAAAGCAUCUAUGUAAUUUGUAAAACAAAUUUUAGAUAACACAUCGUUUGAGCAAUCAAUGUACAGGCUGAGAAUCUUUCCAAAGUAAGUUAAAACAGUGUUAAGAGAUACGAGCAAAUAUAUUUUACAGUAGUAUAGCGUGUAGCAAAAGCUCAAUUACGCAACAGUUAAUAUUUAGUAUGAAAUACUAUAAUGCUUUAUUACGUGAAUUAAAAUUAAUCUCCGACAGUGGCAUAAUAAUCUAUUUAAUUGAGGAAAAACAAAUUCUAGAUCCUUAACAUAUUGAAAAUAAAAAUACAAAAUGAUAAUCCACUAUCUUUUCACAUACAGAAUUCGUUAUUAACCUUAAAAAACUGUAAAAUACUAACAGGUGGUUUUUAUUUGUGUAUUUUAUUUUUCAGUAUAAAAAAUAUAAACAUGAGACUUUUAUCGAGGAUUUUUAGCUCGGAUAUUAAAUACUUUUUAUCUCGUAAGCCAUUUACAUGCAAUUUCAAUAAAAACAAUUCCUUCUUCGCAAUUCUUUACAAUUUUAAUGCAUACAUAAGUUUUAACUAUAAAAUAUUAACUCUUAAAUGUUAUUCCAAAAA